AUUUUUCUCAGGCAAUAACUUGCAAUUGUUGGAACAUAAAAUAAAUACAGAGUUAAAGAAAAUAAAAAUUUGGUUUGACACUAAUAAAUUAUCAUUAAAUUAAAGCAAAACAAAAUUCUUAAUUUUUUGGUAUGGUAGGGCUAAACUAGAAUUAGAAGUUAAUUUAGAGGGAUUUCAGGUUGAAAGGGUGACUGAAAUAAAUUUUYUUGGAGUAAUAAUUGAUGAAAAAAUAAGUUGGAAAUCUCAAAUCAGACAUGUAAAAGCCAAAGUGUCAAGGGGAAUUGAAUUAUUAUAUAAAGCAAAACAGGUUCUGAACUACAAAUCUCUACAUAUUCUUUACUGUUCCAUAGUUCUUCCAUAUUUAACUAAUUGUGCAGUAGUUUGGGGCAAUAAUUACAAAACAGUUAUACAACCAUUUUUCAUUUUGCAAAAGAAAGCAACAAGGAUAAUUCAUGGGGUUGGAUAUAGGGAUCAUACCAACUCAUUAUUCUUUUUGUCAAAAUUAYUCAAAUUUACAGAUCUUGUAGAGUUACAAACAGCACUAAUAACAUUUAAAGCAAAAAGAAAAUUAUUACCAGGCAAUGUUCAGAAAUUAUUUGUUGAAGGAGAAGGGAUUUAUCAUUUAAGGGGUCAAUUUAAUUUUAAAUCAAGGUUUGUUCAAACAAUUCGAAAAGGGUUUUAUAUUUCUGUUGGUUGAGUAAAACUGUGGAACAGUCUGAGUGUGGAACUUAAGGAAUGUCCAAACAUAAGACAAUUUAAGGAGAAGUAUAGAACUAUUAUUUUCAAAAGAUAUAGAGAUGCUCAGUGUGUCUGAUCUUGUGUGUAUAUAUAUGUAUACAUGUGUGUAUACAUACAAUAUCGUUUCUUUUUUUGUUUUGUGGUUGCUUUGUUUUGCAAUAUAUGUUAUGUUUGGGACUGGGUAUAUAUGUUGUAUGUAUUCAUUCAUGUGUGUAUGCGUAUGUGCUGCACAUAAAUGUAUGUUUAUCUAUAUAAAUAUUUUCUGUAUUAUAUAAUUCAGUAGGUAAACAGAUUGUUUAAAUCUUCAUGAAAUUGUGUUUAUGAAUAAGAAAAAAAUCAGAAUUAUUUAUUAUUAUUUUUUAAUAAGCUAUGAAGAAGG
Austrofundulus limnaeus is the source of this 1117-nucleotide messenger RNA. Its product is annotated as RNA-directed DNA polymerase from mobile element jockey. Lineage: Eukaryota; Metazoa; Chordata; Actinopteri; Cyprinodontiformes; Rivulidae. The record is from RefSeq and is a predicted model, not a curated record.